Colossoma macropomum (tambaqui) is the source of this 1602-nucleotide messenger RNA. RefSeq names its product T-box transcription factor 3b (gene tbx3b). Gene Ontology annotation, molecular function: DNA-binding transcription factor activity, RNA polymerase II-specific; RNA polymerase II cis-regulatory region sequence-specific DNA binding. The record is from RefSeq and is a predicted model, not a curated record. Gene Ontology annotation, cellular component: nucleus. The transcript is spliced from 7 exons. Gene Ontology annotation, biological process: positive regulation of DNA-templated transcription; vasculogenesis; heart looping. Lineage: Eukaryota; Metazoa; Chordata; Actinopteri; Characiformes; Serrasalmidae. The coding region runs from base 1 to 1602 and encodes 533 amino acids.
AUGGCUUACCACCCCGCGGACUUCACCAUAGGGGCAGUGCUGGGCCCCCCUCACCCUCACCCCCACCCUGCGGUUUUCUCCGUCCUGGAGCAGCUCGAAAGCCCCAUCCAGCUCUCCUCGCCAUCCCUCCAGCCCGCGGGGGCGCCGGACGAGCCCGUGGUGCUGCUGGAAGGCGCGGAGCUCUGGGCGCGCUUCCACAACAUUGGCACCGAAAUGGUCAUCACCAAGUCCGGCAGGCGGAUGUUCCCGGCGCUGAAAGUGCGCUGCGCUGGCUUCGAUAAGAAAGCGAGGUACAUCCUGCUGAUGGACAUCGUAGCGGCCGACGACUGCAGGUACAAGUUCCACAACUCAUGCUGGAUGGUGGCGGGCAAAGCGGACCCCGAGAUGCCCAAGCGCAUGUACAUCCACCCCGACAGCCCGGCCACCGGAGAGCAGUGGAUGUCCAAAGUGGUCAGUUUUCACAAGCUGAAGCUGACCAACAAUAUUUCUGACCAGCACGGAUUUACCAUUCUGAACUCCAUGCACAAAUAUCAGCCGAGGCUGCACAUCGUCCAGGCCAACGACGUCCUUCAGCUCCCUUACAGCACCUUUAAGACCUACGUCUUCCCCGAGACCGAGUUCAUGGCAGUGACCGCCUACCAGAACGACAAGAUAACGCAGCUGAAAAUCGACCACAACCCGUUCGCUAAAGGGUUCCGGGACACGGGGAACGGCCGGAGAGAGAAAAGGUCAGAGGGUCUUCAUGUUGGUCAGCUGAGUGACAGGAAGUCGGCGGUGCAGCUGAAGCUCAGAGCGGAGCAGAAGAACGAGAGCGGAUCCUCAGACGACUCCUCCUGUGAGCCCCCAGCUUACUGCCUCCAGGAGCCCACCGUUGCCACGACAACACCUAAAGAUCUGUGUGAGAGCGACUCAGACAGUGACGGAGGGUCUAACAGGCCGAUCGCUCAGGCUGCAGAGAUCUCCACCACCAGCCACGAGACCCCCGAACACAGCGCUGAACUCCCCGCUGAACACAGCCCCACCUCUGAACUCUCUGAACACACUGAGCUCCCCCCUGCCGAGCCCACCGACAGCGGUCCGGACAGCGCUCUUCCAGAGCGGACUCAGACGAGCCUCAUAAACCUUCCCCCCACCCCGUCGAACCCCAGACUGACUCUCUACUCGGCGCGGGACACGCUCACUCACACACACCACUGCUGCCUCCCGCCGUCCGGCUCUGCGGGACAGCAGCUCGUCCAUGGCCUCCUGCCCAGCCACGGUCACUUCCACCUGGUCCGGAGCUUACCGCCGCUGAUGACCGCCGGGCCGCUGGCUCCGUGGCUGAGCGGCUGGACUGCUGAAGCGGAAGCUGGAGGUCGAGGAGCUUUUCACCCAGAAAUCCUGAGACUUCAACAGCUCAGACCGGCCGCUCAGGGCCUCAUCAUCUCCCACUACUAUCCCUACAACUACAUGAACGUGAUAGCGGCAGCUGUCCCGACCGUACAGCCCCGGCCCCGGCCCCGGGGCUCCCCGUACCCCCUCCCUCCUCUCCGGCUUCCAGGGACACCCGCGGGUCCGGGGGUCAGCAGGGGUCAAAGGACACCCACGUCCCGCUCGACCUGA